Molecule: messenger RNA, 1647 nt
Organism: Capronia epimyces CBS 606.96
Lineage: Eukaryota; Fungi; Ascomycota; Eurotiomycetes; Chaetothyriales; Herpotrichiellaceae
Exons: 5
Coding region: 1-1647 (548 amino acids)
Biological process (GO): amino acid transmembrane transport
Cellular component (GO): membrane
Molecular function (GO): amino acid transmembrane transporter activity
Source: RefSeq, a predicted model, not a curated record
AUGUCCGGCCCGGGGAAGGAAGCCAUGGUCGAGCAGACUGCAAGGUCCGAUGACUCUCGUUGUGCCGAUGAGGAGGCAGGCUCAGUCCUUCGGCUGCCCGAGCGAGAGACGGUCAGGCGCGACCUGCGCGAAAGACACAUCCAGAUGAUCUCCAUCGCUGGGAUGAUCGGGACUGGUCUAUUUCUGGGAUCGGGAAGCGCCAUCGCCAGAGCAGGCCCCGUGGGUGCGCUCCUGGGCUAUGUCAUCAUGGGCUUCAUCACCGCAGGCAUCGCAUACAUGAGUGGCGAGCUGUCGGCGUUUCAGCCUGUCAGCGGCGGAUUCGUUCGUCACGCCACCCGCAUGAUCGAUCCGGCCAUGGGCGCCGCCACCGGUUGGAACUUUUGGUACAGCAUGGCCAUCACCGCCCCCGCCGAGAUCACAGCAGCCUCAGCGCUGAUCCAAUUCUGGGACACCAAGACGAGCCCGGCUGUGUGGAUUUCGGUGUUCCUUGUCGUCAUUGUGGUCAUCAACUUUUGUGGAGUGCGUGUAUACGGAGAGUCCGAAGUCAUCUUUGCCAGUCUCAAGAUCCUCCUCAUCAUCGGACUGAUCAUUGCAGGGCUCGUCGUGGACCUGGGCGGGGGCCCUGACCAUGACCGCCUUGGAUUCCGAUACUGGAAGAACCCGGGCCCCUUCAAUGCCUACCUCGUCGAAGGCAACACCGGCAAAUUCCUGGGCUGGUGGAGCACCCUCAUCACCGCUGCCUUCUCGUACGCCAACGUGCAGGUGGUCGCCAUUGCUGGGGCUGAAACUCGUGACCCACGGAAGAACAUUCCGGAGGCAAUGAAGAGAACGUUCCUGAGGGUGCUCGUAUUCUAUGUGUUGAGCAUCUUCAUCGUCGGGAUGAUCGUUCCCUAUAAUGAUCCCCAGCUGUCUGUGUCUUCCGGGACUGCGGCACAAUCACCCUUCGUCAUCGCUUUCAGCAGAGCAGGCAUCAACGUCCUUCCCGACAUCAUCAAUGCCAUCGUCUGUACAUCAGCCAUCUCCAGCGGCUCAGCCUGUGUUUUCAUCGCUUCGCGCACCCUGUACGGAUUGAGCAAAGAGGGUCAAGCUCACCGUAUCUUCCAGAAGACAAAUCGCUGGGGCGUGCCGGUCUUCUCUCUGGGAUUGUCUUGUCUGUUCCUGCCGUUGGCCUAUCUCGUGCUGGGCACUGAUGCCUCAGUGGUCUUUGGAUGGUUCGUCAACAUCACCACGGUGGCGGGAUUGAUCGGCUGGGCGGUCAUCUGCGUGACCUGGCUGAGGUUCAACCGAGCAUUCCAGGUCCAAGGACUCUCCAGACAAUCGCUUCCUUACCGCAGUCCACUGCAGCCGUACACCGCUUGGUUCUGUCUGGUCUGGGUGAUCCUGAUCAUCCUCUUCUCUGGCUUCGCCGUUUUCUUCCCCGGCAAUUUCUCCGCCAGCAGUUUCCUGACCGCGUAUGUGAACAUCCCGAUUUUCAUCGCGCUCUUCAUCUUCUUCCGCAUCUACUAUCGGUCGAGGUUUCUUCGCGCACACGAAAUCGACAUCAAGACCGAAUUGGCCUACAUCGCCCAGGAGAAGGAGCAGCAGGCAGAACUCACAGAGAUCACCCCCCGAAGCACGUGGAAGAGAGUGUUGGACAGGGUGCUCUGA